Molecule: messenger RNA, 864 nt
Organism: Parascedosporium putredinis
Lineage: Eukaryota; Fungi; Ascomycota; Sordariomycetes; Microascales; Microascaceae
Source: the annotation of a GenBank genome assembly
AUGGCGCAAAACAUCCCCCAAACCGUCCGCCAGUGGAACAUCAACGGCCAGGGCAGUUUCGACAACCUCCAGUUCUCCGAGCAGCCAGUCCAGGCGCCCGGCGACCAUGAAGUCUUGGUCAAGAUCCAAGGCGCAUCUCUCAACAAUCCCCCUCCACUAACGAUUAUCCCGCAGUACCGCACCGUCCUCUCCGUCGGAAAGCACGUCACCCGCUUCAAGCCCGGCGACAAAGUCAUCACCCUCUUCAACCAGGGCCACCUCGGCGGCUCCCUAGACAACCUCUCCGUGCAAACCGGUCUCGGCGGCGUGCUCGACGGCACCCUGCGCACCGUCGGCGCCUUCAACGAGAACGGCCUCGUGCCCAUGCCGUCCAACCUCAACUUCAUCGAAGCCGCCUCGCUCACCUGCGCCGGCCUCACCGCGUGGAACGCCCUCUUCGGCGGCACAGGCGGCGUGAGCAUCUUUGCCGUGCAGUUCGCCAAGGCCGCGGGCGCCCGCGUCAUCGCCACCACCAGCUCCGACGAGAAGGCCGAGCUCCUCCGCACGCUCGGAGCCGACCACAUCAUCAACUAUAGGGAAACCCCGCCUGGGGCGCCAAGGCCAAGGAGCUCACCGGAGGCGUGGGCCGUCCGCAUGGACGGUCCUGGGUUCCUCGAUGCGUUGACCCACAUCUGCCACGUCCGAGGCGUCCUUGUCGGCAACAGGGUGCAGAUGGAGGAGAUGUGCCGCGCCGUCGAGGCCAACCCGGAAAAACUUCGCCCGGUCAUCGACCCCAAGGUGUUCACGCUCGAUCAGCUGAAGGAGGCGUACGAGUACCAGUGGUCAGGAAAGCACCAAGGCAAGGUUGGUAUCAAGAUUGAGUGA